GCGCGGCGCAUGCGCGCCCGUUCCCGGGGGGCGGGGGGCGCCCCGCUGCGGUGCCGGCUCCGGUCCUCCCGGGGCGCGGUGCCGGUAGGCGACGCCGUGCGGGCGGCGCGCGGGCCGGGCCUGGGCCUGGGCCUGGGCCUGGGGCGGCGCGAUGGACAGAUACGUGCUCAAGCGGGCGGCGCGCGGCGAGAGCGGCCGGGAGCCCCCCGGGCCCUGCGGCGGCGGCGGCGGGAAGAGGCCGAGGCCGGAGGCGGCGGGCGCGGAGCCGCCGCCCUGGCGGGAGAUCCGGGCGGAGGGGCUGAGGUGCGACUACGGGCUGCUCUUCGGCGCGGCCGAGGCGGACGAGCUUUUCCAGCAGCUGGAGAGGGAGGUGGAGUACUUCGGAGGUGAGCUGACAAAAUUGCAUGUGUUUGGCAAAUGGCACAGCAUUCCAAGGAAGCAGGUGACCUACGGAGAUCCCGAGUUAACAUACACUUACUCAGGCGUUACCUUUUCCCCUAAGCCGUGGAUCCCAGUUCUCAACCGCAUCAGAGACCGCAUUGCUUUGCACACUGGACAUACUUUUAAUUUUGUCCUUAUUAACAGAUAUAAAGAUGGUUGUGACCACAUAGGUGAACAUCGAGAUGAUGAGAGAGAACUGGUUCCACGCAGUCCUAUUGCAUCUGUGUCGUUUGGAGCUUGCAGGGACUUUAUUUUCAGGCAUUGUGAUUCCAGAGGGAAAAACGCAACGCGCCACAUUAAGCCCAUCAAACUGCAGCUAGCCCAUGGUAGUCUGCUGAUGAUGAAGUAUCCCACCAAUGUGUAUUGGUAUCACAGCCUGCCCACCCGCAAGAGAGUACUUGCCCCAAGAAUCAACCUGACAUUUCGGAAAGUGAUGACUCUAGCCGGAAAGUGAAAUAUUUAGCAAUCAAGCACCUGGUGUUUUGACUUCAAAAAUGGAAGCUUGAUUCCCCGACAUAACUGUCAAUUUCUCUUUCAAACACUAUCUUUGAUGAUCCAAGGUAUUAGAUGAGAGAGUUGAACCAGAAGAGGGGGUAGUGUGCUUGGUAACUUGCUAAUAAACUGUUCAUCUAUCUUAAAUGACGAGACUACUGUUCUCUCAGUAAAGUGUUGCUGUAGCCCUGCCAAUAAACAUUAUUUUUAAUGACCAA
Dromaius novaehollandiae (emu) is the source of this 1151-nucleotide messenger RNA. It is a transcript of the gene ALKBH2, whose product is annotated as alkB homolog 2, alpha-ketoglutarate dependent dioxygenase. Lineage: Eukaryota; Metazoa; Chordata; Aves; Casuariiformes; Dromaiidae. Gene Ontology annotation, molecular function: ferrous iron binding; cytosine C-5 DNA demethylase activity. The coding region runs from base 152 to 895 and encodes 247 amino acids. The record is from RefSeq and is a predicted model, not a curated record. Gene Ontology annotation, biological process: DNA repair; DNA alkylation repair. The transcript has 3 exons.